AUUUGUGAAUGACAACACCCACAAGACAACACAGUGUGUACCAUGGCUGAUAGUAUGUCAAAUCCCCGAUGUGUAUUGCUGUUUAGCGGAAAACGGAAGUCUGGUAAAGAUUACAUAGUCGAAAAUCUACUACAAAGGCUGAAGCCUAAUGAUGCUGUGGUACUGCGGUUGUCAGCACCAAUAAAAAAAUAUUGGGCUGAAAGUAAGGGUCUCGAUUUUGAUCAGCUGCUUGGUACAGGUGCAUACAAAGAAAAUUAUCGGCUAGAAAUGAUACGUUGGGGAGAGUCAGUCAGGGCCAAAGACCCAGGCUACUUCUGUCAGCGUGCAAUAGAAAUGUCCAACGGCACCCAAUUCAGUGUGUGGAUUGUGAGUGAUACCAGGAGACUGUCUGAUUUGAAAUGGUUCUUGGAUAAUUGUGGUGGGCCCUCUGUGGUUCACACUGUAAGAGUUGUUGCUGAUGAUGCAGUCCGGAAACAGCGUGGGUGGAUGUACACGCCAGGUAUUGAUGAUGCUGUAUCUGAGUGUGGCCUUGAUUCCAUUACUGAUUGGAACUGGACAAUUUCCAAUAAUGGUAAAGGCACAGAAGAAAUAGAAGCUAUUUUACAGAACAUCGUGCAGUGGGUAAACUCUGCAACUUCAGCGACUCGAUGACAACCUUCUGGCGCAAAUUAUAGAAUAAGUGUUCAGCUAUUCAUCUUGUCUUUUGCCUAAAACCUCCAUCAGUCCAGUGUAUCAGAUGAUUCAUUAGAGCAUGUCGGGCAUAAAAUGAUGUAGUGUGACCAUUGUUAAAGAUACUGGUUGUAAAUUCGUUUGAUCAUUUGAUGCAUCAGCGGUAGCAUUGUGCAGGUAUAAGAUUGCGGUACAUUUGAAAUUUUAGGUUUUUUAGGCAGACAUUCCAUAAAUUCUUGGUAGUAUUUAUGCAAGGCACUGGAAAAACAUUUUUUGUAAUAAAGUGUAUAGUGUUAAAAUGUACUGUUUGAACUGUGCAAAAAAGAUUUUAAUAAAAUGUUUCAAAAUUUUUUUUAGUGAUUUUGAUGUUUUCGGUUGUCAAAUAGUAUGUCCUAUCAUAAUUAGAAAAUUCUGAAUGUUAUUUUAUGUGGUGGACAGUUGGUUGUUCUAGUUUUGAGCACCAAGACACAAAGUAAUACGCUUUUAGUCAAGCUGUAUUAUCAGAAUGGGGAAUGUGCUAGUUCAGCGUUACAAUCCUAUCGCCAUAGGAAGGGGAUUCGAACGGGUCAAGGUCCGUUGACAAAUGCAGCUGUGGCGAGAAUGAUUUCGAAGUUUGAAGCCACGGGUUGUUUAGACGAUAGACCCCAUAGUGGCUGACCGAGCACAAGGUGUAAUGCUGCUGAGACAGUUCAGGAAGAAAUGGAGACUGUAGCGGGUUCGCCUAUGCACGGGGAAGUCAGAGCUCGUGCAGUCGCACAUCACACCGGCAUUCCAUACACCACUGAGGUGUACCUUCCGAUGCUAUUCGUACAAAAUCCAUCGGCAUCAUGAAAUGUUACCUGGCGAUUUAGUGAAGUGGAGAGCAUUUGCUGUGCGGGCAUUUCAAAAGAUGGGGGAAGAUGAUGAUUGGUUGAGUAACGUGUUGUGGACCAACGAAGCUCGUUUCACGCUCCAAGGGUCUGUCAGCGCCCACAACUGCAGAAUUUGGGCUACCAAAAAUCCUAAAACUGUCAUGGAAAGUCCAUUGCACGACGAGAAAGUCACGGUAUGAGUUGGAUUUACCACAUCUACUGUUAUAGGGCCUUUUUUCUUCGAGGAAAUGCGUGAUUCUGGUUUUGUAACUGCUACUGUGACGGGUGAGAGGUACGCCGAUAUGUUACAGAAUCGCAUCGUCCGGAGCCUGGCUGAUAAACACCUGCUGGAAUGUACGAUGUUUAUGCAGGAUGGCGCUCCACCCCAUAUUGCUAGACACAUGAAAGAUCUCUUGCACGUGUCGUUUGGUGGUGAUCGUGUGCUCAGCCGCCACUUUCGUCAUGCUUGGCCUCCCAUGUCCCCAGACCUCAGUCAGUGCGAUUAUUGGCUUUGGGGUUAUCUGAAGUCGCAAGUGUAUUGUGAUCGACCAACAUCUAUAGGGAUACUGAAAGACAACAUCCGACGCCAAUGCCUCACCAUAACUCCGGACAUGCUUUACAGUGCUAUUCACAACAUUUUCCUCGACUACAGCUAUUGUUGAGGAAUGAUGGUGGACAUAUUGGGCAUUUCCUGUAAAGAACAUCAUCUUUGCUUUGUCUUAUUUUGUUAUGCUAAUUAUUGCUAUUCUGAUCAGAUGAAGUGCCAUCUGUCGGAAAUUUUUCGAACUUUUGUAUUUUUUUGGUUCUAAUAAAACCCCAUGUCAUUCCAAG
Schistocerca serialis cubense is the source of this 2351-nucleotide messenger RNA. Its product is annotated as phosphomevalonate kinase. The record is from RefSeq and is a predicted model, not a curated record. Bases 43 to 651 code for a protein of 202 amino acids. Gene Ontology annotation, cellular component: cytoplasm. Gene Ontology annotation, molecular function: phosphomevalonate kinase activity. The transcript is spliced from 4 exons. Gene Ontology annotation, biological process: cholesterol biosynthetic process; isopentenyl diphosphate biosynthetic process, mevalonate pathway. NCBI's taxonomy places the organism in Eukaryota, Metazoa, Arthropoda, Insecta, Orthoptera, Acrididae.